This is a messenger RNA of Stereum hirsutum FP-91666 SS1, 1942 nucleotides long. Its product is annotated as 2-isopropylmalate synthase. Bases 1 to 1935 code for a protein of 644 amino acids. NCBI's taxonomy places the organism in Eukaryota, Fungi, Basidiomycota, Agaricomycetes, Russulales, Stereaceae. Gene Ontology annotation, biological process: L-leucine biosynthetic process. The record is from RefSeq and is a predicted model, not a curated record. The transcript is spliced from 7 exons. Gene Ontology annotation, cellular component: mitochondrion. Gene Ontology annotation, molecular function: 2-isopropylmalate synthase activity.
AUGCCUAUGCUUGUCGACCCCGCUACCAAGUAUCUCCCUUAUCCCACUGUGCCGUUCCCUCCCGGCUACGUUCGCCAAUGGCCUAACCGAAGAACCACUGUUGCCCCCACCUGGCUGUCCACCGAUCUUCGAGAUGGCAACCAAGCACUCAUCAAUCCAAUGAACAACAAAACCAAACUCGAACUCUUUAGACUGCUCGUCAAAAUUGGCUUCAAGGAGAUCGAAGUAGCCUAUCCUUCUUCGUCGGAAUCAGACUUCGAGUUUUGCCGAUAUCUCAUCGAGAACAACGAAGUUCCCGAUGACGUGUCUCUUCAGAUCAUCACUCCGGCUCGUGCUGACCUCAUUGAGAAGUCCAUCGCUUCGCUGGCAGGCGCCAAGAAGGCGAUCAUUCAUCUCUACAACGCCGUCUCGCCUCUCUUCCGCGAGGUCGUUUUCCGCAACACAGAGGAGAAGACCAUCGAUCUCACCCUCAAUGCCGUUCGCCUCGUGAAGAAGCUCACGGAGGAGGAGACCGCUCGUUCUGGCACCCACUUUCGUUUGAAUUACUGUCUGGAGACGUUCUCGCAGACAGAACCCACCUUCGCUGUCGAGCUUGGAAACCGCGUCCUCGAGGCUUGGGGCAAAGCCGGUCCUGGCGAUGACAAGGUGACAUUCAACCUCGCUGCUACCGUGGAAUGCGCCCCAUCCAAUCACUACGCCGAUAUGGUCGAAUAUUUUGGGAACAACAUCAACCAGCGAGAGAAUGUCAUUCUCAGCAUCCACCCUCACAAUGACCGAGGCACUGCUGUUGCUGCCGCAGAGCUUGGCGUUCUCGCGGGCGGUACCCGAGUCGAAGGCUGCCUCCUCGGCAACGGCGAGCGGACCGGCAACGUCGAUCUUAUCACUCUCGCGCUCAAUCUCUAUUCUCAGGGUGUCUCACCCAGCCUCGACUUCUCCAACCUUCCCGAAAUCGUCGAGGUCGUCUGUCGCUGCAACGAGAUGAUGACGCCUCAACGCUACCCCUACGCCGGCCAGCUCGUCUUCACCGCUUUCGCCGGUACCCACCAGGACGCUAUCAAGAAGGGUCUCGAGUCGCAGAGGAAGCGUUGGGAGAAGGUGGAUCAGACUGGAGAAGGGAUCAAGUAUUGGUCGGUUCCGUACAUCCCGCUCGACCCGAAGGACCUUGGCUAUGGGUACGAGAACCUCAUCCGUGUCAGCAGCCAGAGUGGCAAGGCAGGCGCGGCCUACAUCAUCAAGGAGACCAUGGGCAUCGAUCUCCCUCGCCGCAUGCAGGUCGCAUUCUACAAGGCCGUACAGCACGAGAGCGAGCGUACCCAACGCGAGAUGACCGUCAACCUCCUCAAAGACGUCUUCCACACUACCUUCGGUCUCACUCCCUCCCCUUCCGACCGUCUUGCCCUUCGUUUUGUCGACCUUCGCCCUCUAUCCCCGUCUACCGCUUCGUCCGACGACUCUGAAGAACUUAACAGUGCCGCAGACGAGUCCCAUGUUUCGCUCGAUGCUCAGAUCGAGGUGGACGGCAAGUCGCGCCACAUCCAAGGCAAGGGUCGUGGCCCCGUCGCUGCUCUCCGCGACGCCCUCCAGUCUCACCUCGACCUUGAGCUCACCGUCGGCGAGUCCCAUUUGCAGAACUGCGAUGGAGGUAUCGCCGCUAUCCUCGAUGUUUCCUCUGCUUCCUCGUCGGAGUCCGCUUGGGGCGUUGGAAUUUCUGGCGAUGUCGUCGACGCCAGGUGCAAGGCCUUGAUCGGUGCCGCAAACCAGCUGAUCGCCGCUGAUGCCGUUUUCCCUCGCGCGAAGAUGGUGUUCGCUGCUCGCAACCUGCCUGGAGUUCCCACUCCCCAGGAGGGUUACUUCCCCGACUUGCGCGCCGGUCAUUCGCUUGUGCCCUCACGUCCGACUACGCCCGUGAGCCUGAGGGGUGUCGAGGCUUCGUAAGCUUCUC